This is a messenger RNA of Cryptomeria japonica (Japanese cedar), 2424 nucleotides long. RefSeq names its product G-type lectin S-receptor-like serine/threonine-protein kinase At2g19130. NCBI's taxonomy places the organism in Eukaryota, Viridiplantae, Streptophyta, Pinopsida, Cupressales, Cupressaceae. Gene Ontology annotation, molecular function: protein serine/threonine kinase activity; ATP binding. The transcript has a single exon. The record is from RefSeq and is a predicted model, not a curated record. Gene Ontology annotation, biological process: recognition of pollen; protein phosphorylation. Bases 1 to 2409 code for a protein of 802 amino acids.
AUGGCGAAGAUGUAUUUGUUACUAGCAGUUGCUGUGAUUAUUGCAGCGAAUUAUUGCAGUGCAGUAGAAGUGUAUGGCGGAGACACGCUUCUAGUGGGUUCUUCCCUCUCAGGAAAUCAGACCCUAAUUUCGAGAAAUGGAACGUUUGCAUUUGGAUUUUUCAAUCCGAGCGGAACGAAUAAUUGGUAUAUUGGCAUCUGGUAUGCUCCAACCUCUCAGAAGGCCAUAGUCUGGGUGGCUAACAGAGACGAUCCUGUCACAAACAUGCCUGGUGUUCUCAAAUUUUCGAGAGGCGGUCAUCUCACAUUGUUGGAUAGAAAGGGCCGUUCCGUUUGGUCGAGUGAUAAUGGCCAGAAAGGAUCGCGGGCUGUAAUAACGGACUCUGGUAAUUUCAUUGUGCUGGAAGCCCACAACGAGUCUGCGAUUGUUUGGGAGAGUUUCGCGCAUCCGACAGAUACAUUGUUGCCUGACGCGAAGCUGUGGAAAGGAAUGACACUAACUUCCUGGAAGAGUUCUUCAGAUCCUGCAAGUGGGCUCUACUCUUUCCGAAUGAACACGUCUCCAGGAAAGACGGAGUUGAUGAUGUUGUUUAACAAUACCGUUCCAUAUUGGUCCAGUGGAGAAUGUAUUGGACACAAUUAUUUUACUAAGCUUCCAGAAUUGGAAGGUCAGAAGAAAGUUCAAACUUCGUGUGUGCGGCUUUCUCCUUCAAGAAUAUAUGUUUAUUUUGGCCUAAAUCCCAUAGAUCAUAUGAUCACGGGGCGGUUCCUAUUAAGUGAUAAUGGCGAAGUUGAACUUUACUUCUGGAUGGAUUAUGGUAGGUGGAGUCUGAGGUGGUCAACAUACCGAGGUCAAUGCAGUGACUAUGAUAUCUGCGGGGCAUAUGGACUGUGCAAUGCUAAUGAUGUGUGUAGUUGUGUCCAGGGCUUCAUGCCCAAGCACGGCUCUCAAGGUUGGUGGUCAACUGGGUGUACUCGGCGGAAACCCCUGCAUUGCUCUGUCACGGAGGGCACAACCGAUGGCUUCUUGGAAGCCAAGAACCGAUCCUUGCCUGAAAAAGAAGCUGUCUUAAUCAACAACGAGCCAACACAGCAAGGCUGCCGGACAGGUUGUCUCCACAAUUGUUCCUGCACAGCCUUUGCUUUCGCUUAUUCCGAUCCACCCGUCUGCAGACUGUGGUUUGGAGAUUUAUUCGGAAUGAGCGUUUUGUCUCAGGGUCAAUCCGUCUUCGUUAGGCUGGCUGCUUCUGAGUUCCCGCCCUUGAUAUCAGAGCAAAGCAACAAAACCCCUGCACUUACAAUUUUACUUUCUGCCGGCGCAUUAUUUUUUGUUGUUUCAGCUCUCCUGUCGGCCUCAUUUAUUCUCUGGAAACGUCGAGGACUGUCGAAGAAAAAUCUUGAAGAGGAGGUGCCACUGUCGCUCAGAAUGUUCAGUUACAAGGAGCUGCGAAUUGCAACGGACAAUUUCAAGCAUAAGCUGGGUAGCGGAGCAUUCGGCUCUGUUUUCAAAGGAACUCUGCCAGACAACAGGCCUGUUGCGGUUAAGAGAUUAGAGGGUUCCACGCAAGCAGAAAAACAAUUCCGUGCUGAAAUAAUCACCACCGGUAGAAUACAGCAUCUGAAUUUGGUUAGGCUCUGGGGAUUCUGCGUAGAAGGCUCUCGAAGGCUACUGGUGUAUGCGUACAUGCCCAAUGGUUCUCUAAACUCCUUCCUCUUCUCUCAGUCGGAAGAAGCAGAGAAGGUUUUGGAUUGGAAGACCAGGUUUGAGAUCGCACUGGGGACUGCUCGAGGAUUAGUUUAUCUCCAUGAGGAAUGCAGGGAUCGCAUCAUUCAUUGUGAUAUCAAGCCUGAAAACAUUCUCCUCGACAGCGACUUCAGCCCAAAGGUGGCAGAUUUUGGGCUAGCGAAGUUGGUAGGUAGAGAUUUCAGCCGCGUACUGACGACCACAAGAGGAACUCGUGGGUACUUGGCUCCCGAGUGGAUCUCCGGCCUUCCUAUCACUUCCAAGGUGGACGUAUAUAGCUUUGGCAUGACCUUGUUGGAAAUUAUAUCUGGCCGAAGAAAUUUGGACUUGAAGGUAGACGAAAGUAGGUUGUACUUUCCUACCUGGGCUUCAUCUCAAAUUCAGAGGGGAAACAUAAGAGACAUUGUGGAUGCAAGGAUAGCAAGCGAGGCAAAUAUCGAAGAAGUUAGAAGAGCCACUGUGGUGGCUGGGCUGUGCAUUCAAGAUGAUGAGAAUCAGAGGCCGAGCAUGGGUGAAGUGGUGAAGAUAUUGGAAGGCACGAUUGAGGUUCCUGUGCCACAAAUUCCGAGGUCUCUACAGGUCCUGGUUGGUCAGGUAGACGACGACUACACCGAUAGCUAUGGUGAACAUCCUUCCAUAUCAGGUGAUUCCGUACCAGCAAAAUAGUAGCCUUUUUUAUAG